Pogona vitticeps (central bearded dragon) is the source of this 1315-nucleotide messenger RNA. Lineage: Eukaryota; Metazoa; Chordata; Lepidosauria; Squamata; Agamidae. The record is from RefSeq and is a predicted model, not a curated record.
UACGUCACCAGAUGUUUAGCGGCGUAAAACAACAAGAGACAAACCAGCUCCCCUCCCUCGCUCUCCAGGAAGUGGACGACUAGGAGUCUAAAGUCCUUAUAUCUGCGCAUGUGCGAGCCAUCGCUCCGAGGCGGGUGAGGUUGCUUCGUCCGCCCGUCGUUUUUUUCGCAGCCGAUGCUGAGGAACGUCCCCUUCCAAAUCUUAGCAGGUGUGCUGAUCCCCCUUUGCGCCCUUUAUAUCUCUGGGCUCUACAAAGCAGGUGUCACACCAGGCUUUUCACACAGUGCUCUUCUUGGUCAACUAGAUAUCUUCUUUGCACCAUCCCUGUCUCCAGCAAGCGGGAUGGCUGUCCCCACACCAGAAGAGCUGAAGACUGCCCGAGAGAGCUUUCAGGGGAAAAAUGCCACCUGUUUCAUCUUGGGUGCCUCAGGCGAAACAGGGAAAGAACUGCUGGCUGAGAUCUUGCGACAGAAGCUGUUCUCUCGAGUGACACUUAUCGGCCGCCGGGCGCUGGAUUUGAAAGAACCACUUUACGCCAAUGUGUCUCAGGAAAUAGUGGACUUUGAGAAACUGGACGAAUCUGCUGCUGCCUUCCAAGGCCAUGACGUCGGAUUCUGCUGUCUAGGAACGACCAGGGCCAAAGCUGGAGCGGAUGGAUUUGUACGUGUUGACCGGGACUAUGUGGAGCAUUCCGCAAAGCUAGCCAAAGCAGGUGGCUGCCGCCAUUUUGUCCUACAGUCAACUAAGGGGGCAGAUAGCUCCAGCAGCUUCUUGUAUCUCCGGGUUAAGGGGGAAGCUGAGGCCAGAGUCCAAACAGUUGGGUUUGACCGUUACUCCAUAUUUAGACCAGCGGUACUUCUGUGUGAUCGCCGAGAAUUUCGGCCUGCUGAGUGGAUAUCCAGGAAAAUCUUAGGAGUGGUAGCACUCGUCUCCCCCACUGCUAUGUCGGUCCCCACAGUGACAGUGGCCCGGGCCAUGGUGAACAAUGUGGUGAUGCCGGCAAAAGAAGGGCAGAAGGUGGAGGUGCUGGAAAAUGCAGCAAUUCAUGCCCUUGGGGGUAUAAAAUAGUUGGCGUGGAUGGCGUACUGAUGGAGGGUGCUUCGUGAAUUGCCAUGCCUGAUCUCCCCUCUUUUCCCCUUCCCCGAGAAGGCAUCUCUCAAGCCAUAUAGAUUUUCCUUCGUUGUUAUACAAUAGGACCCCCAUAUCCGUGGGAUUGGCAUCUACAAUUCCAUUUAUCAGUGGUCUGAAAAUACUAAAAGAAAAAGCUUAGAAAUACAGUGGUGCCUCGCUUAACGAUGUUAAUUGGUUCCAGCGA